AUGCCCAAAUACGGAGCCCUCGGCGCAACAUUCAUGGUCGCCAGGAUCAUCCAAGCCUUCUGUCUCAUCGCGAUCAUUGGGUUGACAGCCAACUUCAUUGCGGAAAUCGUCAACAGUGACCUUACUCCCCCGAAUGUCUUUAUCGGGACAAUCACAGUUACCUGCAUAGCAGUAAUCUACUGCACAAUCACCAUGAUCCUCUUCUUAGACGAUAUCCUCCCAUUCCUGGCCUCCGCCAUCGCAGAUUUCCUUCUCCUCAUCGCCGUCAUCGUAGUCGCAGUCAUCAUUGGGAAACCACUUUCAUAUCUGCAAUGCAACAAGAUUGCCGCUGUCACGGAUAAUAUCUCCAGCGCGUUUGCGUUUGCGACAAAGUUGAGUAGUUACCUGUCUCAUCUGGAUGGGAAGUUGCAGUAUGGGACUUUGAUUGGGGCGAGUAAGGGGGUUUGUCUGGAGGCGAAAAGUAUUUGGGGUUUGAGUAUUGCUUUGUGUAUCAUCUUCUUUUUCUCCUCAAUCUGCUGCAUCUGUCUCUGGAAGCAGAAGAAGGCAAGUGGAACGGAGAAGUUGGACGGUUGA
Messenger RNA from Aspergillus alliaceus, 573 nucleotides. RefSeq lists its product as uncharacterized. The record is from RefSeq and is a predicted model, not a curated record. NCBI's taxonomy places the organism in Eukaryota, Fungi, Ascomycota, Eurotiomycetes, Eurotiales, Aspergillaceae. The coding region runs from base 1 to 573 and encodes 190 amino acids. The transcript is spliced from 3 exons.